Molecule: messenger RNA, 2004 nt
Organism: Lichtheimia ornata
Lineage: Eukaryota; Fungi; Mucoromycota; Mucoromycetes; Mucorales; Lichtheimiaceae
Product: chaperone DnaK
Exons: 3
Coding region: 1-2004 (667 amino acids)
Biological process (GO): cellular response to unfolded protein; protein refolding; endoplasmic reticulum unfolded protein response
Cellular component (GO): nucleus; membrane; endoplasmic reticulum chaperone complex
Molecular function (GO): ATP binding; heat shock protein binding; ATP hydrolysis activity
Source: RefSeq, a predicted model, not a curated record
AUGCAGCGACAGCGUAAGGCCACAUUAAUGUUGGCCCUCUUUGCAGUCAUGUGUGCCUUGUUCAUGGGCAUUCAGACAGCAUCGGCCGCAGAUGACAAAGAAGCAUAUGGAACUGUUAUUGGUAUCGAUUUGGGCACAACUUAUUCUUGUGUUGGUGUACAAAAGAAUGGACGCGUUGAAAUUAUCGCCAACGACCAAGGUCACCGUAUCACUCCCUCGUAUGUCGCCUUUACAGAUGAUGAGCGUUUGAUUGGUGAUGCCGCCAAGAACCAAUACGCCGCCAACCCAACUCGUACCGUCUUCGAUGCCAAGCGUUUGAUUGGUCGUCGUUACAAUGACAAGGAUGUCCAAGGUGACAUGAAGCAUUUCCCCUUCCGUUUGGUGAACAAGGGAGGCGCUCCCAACAUCAAGGUCGAGGUCAAGAAUGAGGACAAGACGUUCACCCCUGAGGAGAUCUCUGGUAUGGUGUUGCAAAAGAUGAAGGAGACUGCUGAGGCAUACUUGGGCAAGACCGUGACCCAUGCCGUUGUCACCGUUCCUGCAUACUUCAACGAUGCUCAACGUCAAGCUACCAAGGAUGCUGGUACUAUUGCUGGUCUCAACAUCUUGCGUAUCAUCAACGAACCCACUGCUGCUGCUAUCGCCUAUGGCCUUGACAAGACUGGUGGUGAAAAGACCGUCCUCGUUUAUGAUUUGGGUGGUGGUACCUUUGAUGUCUCUUUGCUCUCCAUUGAUGAUGGCAUCUUUGAAGUGUUGUCUACUGCUGGUGAUACCCAUCUUGGUGGUGAGGACUUUGAUAGCCGUGUCAUGGAUCACUUUGUCAAGGUGUGGAAGAAGAAGCAUGGUGAGGACAUUACCAAGGAUUUGAAGACUAUGGGCAAGCUCAAGCGUGAAGUUGAAAAGGCCAAGCGUGCCUUGUCCUCCCAAAUGUCCGUUCGCAUCGAAGUCGAAUCUUUCCACAAGGGCAAGGAUUUCAGUGAGACCCUCACUCGUGCCAAGUUUGAAGAGCUCAACAAUGAUCUUUUCCGCAAGACUCUCAAGCCUGUUGAACGUGUCCUCAAGGAUGCUGGUGUCACCAAGGAUCAAGUUGAUGACAUUGUCCUCGUUGGUGGUUCCACUCGUAUUCCAAAGGUCCAGAAGCUUCUCGAAGAUUACUUUAAUGGAAAGAAGCCUUCCAAGGGUAUCAACCCUGAUGAAGCUGUUGCUUAUGGUGCCGCUGUCCAAGGUGGUAUUCUUUCGGGUGAGGAAGGUUCUGAUAAGGUGCUUCUUUUGGAUGUCAACCCAUUGACUUUGGGUAUCGAGACCAGCGGAGGUGUUUUCUCCAAGUUGAUCCCCCGUAACACUGUCAUCCCCACCAAGAAGAGCCAAAUUUUCUCCACUGCUGCCGAUAACCAACCCACUGUGCUUAUCCAAGUCUAUGAAGGUGAACGUGCCAUGACCAAGGACAACAACCUUUUGGGUAAAUUCGAAUUGACCGGCAUUGCACCUGCUCCUCGUGGUGUUCCCCAAAUCGAAGUCACUUUUGAAGUCGAUGCAAAUGGUAUCUUGAAGGUCGGCGCUGCUGAUAAGGCAUCUGGCAAGAUUGAAUCCAUCACCAUCAACAAUGACAAGGGUCGUCUUUCUCAAGAUGAAAUUGAUCGCAUGGUUCAGGAGGCUGAGGAAUUCGCUGAGGAGGAUCGUCAAGUCCGUGAACGCACCGAGUCUAAGAAUCAACUCGAGAACUACAUUUAUACUUUGAAGGGCCAAUUGAGUGAUGACUCUGGUGCAUUCAGCAAGAUCGCUGAUGAUGACCGUGACGCCAUUGAGGAUGCCAUCCGUGAGAAGCUCGACUGGCUUGAUGAUAACCAAUCGGCUGCCAAGGAGGACUUUGAUGAGCAACGUGAAGAACUCGAGUCUGUUGUCAACCCCAUCACUUCCAAAUUGUACGGUGCUGGUGCUGAUAGCGGUAGCUCUGACAACUAUUAUGAUGAUGAUGAUACAGCUCACGAGCAUGAUGAAUUGUAA